AUGGACUCUGAUACAGGACUCGGCCUGGACGGCAUGGACGACUCGAUGUCGUCGACUCUCUCCGAUCAGCUGGAGUCUCAUCCUCAGCCCUCAAAUCGCGACUCUCUUUCCAGUUUCACCAGCACUCCCACUCGAUCCCUCAGUAUCACCAAGAAGAAUGUCACCUCCCUCCCUGCCAAUCUACUCCCCUCAGCGCCCGCUUCUCCUCCGACACCCGCUCCAAGUCCGACGCCUCAUCAACGGCCCCCGAACUGGCUCUCAUCCGAUGAAGAAGAAAAUACAUUCCUGCUCAACCUUCGCAUCCACUUCAGUACUCUAUCCAACGGCCGCAAACAAAAACUCCUCGAAGGACUCUUGGAUGUAUGCGACAGUCAACAACUCAGCUUUGUCUCCAGUUACGUGGGUCCCCGGUUACGCAAGGACCCUUUUCUCGUCUUUCCGAAUGAACUGUGCUUGCGGGUGCUCUCCUUUAUCGAUGACCCGAAAACACUCGCCCGAGCGUCGCAAGUGUCUAGGCGCUGGCGGGAACUGCUCAACGACGAUAUUACGUGGAAGAACCUAUGUGAAAAGCACGCCUACUCCGUACGACGAAUUUCCGACGAAGACGAGAUGGAACCAUCUACACCCCGCUCCGUGGAUUUGAACUUGAAGCCCGACUCUCACGCGCUGAAUCGACGCCUGACCGCCUCAAAUGAGCCGUCGAUGGAAAGCGCCCCGGGGCUUCCCCGCACUCUGUCCGGAGAGUGGCUUCCUCCACCAACCAGUUUCUCAACUCGCAGACGUAGAACUCGUCCGGUCUCUUACCGAUCUCAGUUCAAACAAAAAUACAUGGUCGAGUCCGCGUGGAACAAGGGUGGUCGCUGCACCCAGCGCCAUAUCACCCCGGACCAGGGUGUGGUGACAAGUCUCCAUCUCACCCCCAAGUACAUCGUCGUCGCUCUCGACAACGCCAAGAUCCAUGUCUACGAUACUAAUGGCGAUAACCAAAAGACCCUUCAAGGGCACGUGAUGGGUGUCUGGGCCAUGGUUCCCUGGGACGACAUCUUGGUAAGCGGCGGAUGCGAUCGCGAAGUCCGCGUAUGGAAUAUGGCAACCGGGGCGGGAAUCCACUUACUUCGGGGUCACACAUCGACGGUCAGAUGCUUAAAAAUGUCUGAUCGCAAUACCGCCAUUUCAGGGUCCCGAGACACGACCCUGCGCAUCUGGGAUCUGGCCACCGGGACCUGUCGCAAUGUCCUUGUUGGGCACCAGGCCAGUGUUCGAUGUCUCGCAAUCCAUGGCGACCUGGUUGUCUCGGGUAGCUACGACACCACGGCCCGGAUAUGGAGCAUAUCUCAGGGCCGGUGUCUUCGAACCCUGUCGGGUCAUUUUAGCCAGAUCUACGCGAUCGCUUUUGAUGGCCGACGUAUCGCGACCGGGAGCUUAGAUACGAGCGUUCGGAUCUGGGAUCCUAAUUCAGGCCAGUGUCACGCUAUCCUCCAAGGUCAUACUUCCCUGGUAGGACAGCUGCAGAUGCGUGGGGAUACACUGGUAACUGGCGGCUCGGACGGCUCGGUACGCGUGUGGUCCCUGACUAAGAACGCCCCCAUUCACCGGCUCGCGGCCCAUGACAACAGUGUCACCAGUCUUCAGUUUGACAAUACUCGGAUCGUUAGCGGUGGCAGUGAUGGCCGGGUCAAGGUUUGGAACUUGCAGUCCGGUCAACUACUCCGCGAACUCUCGACCCCUGCAGAAGCCGUUUGGAGGGUUGCUUUUGAGGACGAAAAGGCCGUGAUUAUGGCGAGUCGAUCAGGUCGCACUGUUAUGGAGGUUUGGUCAUUUGCGCCUCCGCCGGAUGACUUUGAUGACUGGGUAGCGAUCGAAAGCGCUUCCAGCACACCAGGCAUUGGCUCUACCGAUGACACCCACUUGAGCAUCAACAUCAACCCACGUCGUCGGACCCUCUUCUCAGAUCCCCCGCCAACCAUCUCCAGCAGUGACGCCGAUCAACCAAUGACCGAUGCACCCUCCUGA
Messenger RNA from Penicillium waksmanii, 2013 nucleotides. RefSeq names its product F-box/WD repeat-containing protein. The transcript is spliced from 4 exons. The record is from RefSeq and is a predicted model, not a curated record. Lineage: Eukaryota; Fungi; Ascomycota; Eurotiomycetes; Eurotiales; Aspergillaceae. Gene Ontology annotation, molecular function: protein binding. Bases 1 to 2013 code for a protein of 670 amino acids.